AUGCUUCGUUUAUUCAACCGAUUCUAUGCCUUGUGCGGCAUCGCCGCAUGCACAAUCCUAUACUCUGCCUGGUUCCUUACGUUCCGGAAUUUCGGCGAUAUUGUGCCGCUGGGAUCCGAACAAUUUCGAACAGCAACUUCAUUUGAUCAGCGUUUAGUGGUUUUUGGAGACUCAUGGAGUGAUAACGAUACAGAGGAGCCUCAAGGGCAAGUAUGGACAGAUUGGCUAUGUGAGAUGUUCUCAUGCCACCAGGAGAAUCUCGCCCAGACCGCCAAGUCGGUUCUCCGGGGCAAAUAUGCGGGAUCGGUGGUCGAUAACACAGAACUCGACCUGACGAGCCGGCUCUCUCAGACCCGACUAGCCGAUUUCAAGACCCAGCUUGAUCAGUGGAUGAAUGCUGAGUCGUCCUCAUUGGAGGGAUUCUCCGCGGAGCAGAUCCAGGACCGUCAUGACCGGACGAUCUUCGUGGUCUCUUUUGGAGUCUGGGACAUCUGGAAUCUGGUGAGCAAGGACUAUGAUUCUGCAUCCACCGCGGUAGGGCGACGUAUCGGCACGCUGGUGGAGCAGUUGAACAAACUGGCGGACCGCUGGGGCUCCAUGCAGCUCAAAGUUAUCCUGACUCAGACGGUGGACGUGACCUUCCUGCCCGGGUUCACCGCCACAGGCGGCGAUGAGUACAAGGGCGCCAUCAAGAUUCUGGAGCUCUGGAACCGCAAGCUGCGUGAGGCAGCCAAGGAGUGGGACCGUGGCACUAUUUACCUGUUUGAUACUAAUGCCUUCGUCAUGGAUCGCAUUCGGGACUGGCAAUUGUAUGCCGCCGGCAUUGAGGAGGAAAAUGGACUGGGGACGAACCGGGAACCCGGCUGGGAAAAUGUCGUUGACGCCUGCGUCGAGACUGCCAGCGGGAUCAAGGUGAUGAUGUCAAAGGAUAAAGGGAAACAGAAACAGUGUGAGCACCCAGACAAGUAUCUGUUCUGGAAUGAAAUGCACCUGGGACCAUCCGCCCACCGGCUCAUGGCUACAGAGAUCUACCAUGGAAUCGACGGAGUCUUAUUGAACUCCAAAGCCCCAGUGCCUGAUGAGGGCUCUCAGUCCCAGGCACAGUCGGAGGCACCACACGAACGCCACAACCGACGGAGCUUUGCAGCUUAG
Penicillium macrosclerotiorum is the source of this 1152-nucleotide messenger RNA. RefSeq lists its product as uncharacterized. The record is from RefSeq and is a predicted model, not a curated record. The transcript is spliced from 3 exons. Bases 1 to 1152 code for a protein of 383 amino acids. Lineage: Eukaryota; Fungi; Ascomycota; Eurotiomycetes; Eurotiales; Aspergillaceae.